This is a messenger RNA of Cavenderia fasciculata, 2340 nucleotides long. RefSeq lists its product as uncharacterized. The transcript has a single exon. Lineage: Eukaryota; Evosea; Eumycetozoa; Acytosteliales; Cavenderiaceae. Bases 1 to 2340 code for a protein of 779 amino acids. The record is from RefSeq and is a predicted model, not a curated record.
AUGAAUAAUAAUGAUGAUAAAGAUACAGAUAUAUUCUUCUCAGAUGUAUUUAGAAAGGUGUUUAGAAAUAAGGUUUUAUUAUAUUGUAUCUUUAAACAAGUUAGAAUACAUCGGCUAGAGUAUUUGGGAGAUGGUAGUUUACCUGCUGAUCCAAUGCGAAUGUACAGAUACAAAGAUAUAAAGAGUGUCACGUGGAUGAUUAGAAAUCGAUAUCCAAGACUACUCAAACACAAGUUGGUACAUCGACAUUUAACAACAUUACUCAAUAGUAAUGAUGUUGCAUUGUUGUGUGAGAUGGUGACUGAACAAGAUAUUGACGUAUUUAACUAUAUCUACUUUAAAUAUAGUCAUCUAUUUCUUUGUAAUAGUGUCGUUAAUUCGGCAGCAAAGAAUCGAUCAACAGUACACCCACUCAAGUUAAUACUAUCAAGAACACAACAAGACGGUGGUUAUGCAAUGUGGAGUAUCAGUACAUUACGUGGAGCUGCAUCGAGUCGAUCAGUCCCAUGCACGAGCUUUCUUCUCGAUCGAUUGGGGAUGAUCAUGUCUGGACAACUUCAAGAUCCUCUCUUUUCACAUGAUGACAGUGCGUGUACCUUGGAGCUACUCGAAUUGUUUAAUUCAUGGAGAGGUGAUCCAGGGAAUCUAGAAGAGAUGGCUCGUCUACUAUGUCAGUUUAUCCAAGAACUUCCUCCCAAUCUACCGGUCAUGCCACAAGUCACCUUUCAACCAUUUCCAAUCUCAUUUCAGUAUCUGCAACCCUCCCAUUUCCAUCUACCACUUGAUGUAUUUAGAGUAGUGUUCUCGGAUUCAUUGGGAUCGACGACGAUGACAAUGACGACUCAAAUCACCGAUAGUAUAACAUCCAAGUAUAUGCUCUGGCUGGGUACCAUCCCAUCUGAUUACUUGACAGUCGACGAAAGACAACCACCCGCCAUCCGUAGGUCACCCAUGGACACACUCAAGAGAAUACGAGCGCACCAAAACUACACUCAUCAACGAUAUAACCCGUUACCUGUGACACGUAGUAAUAUUGAAAUGAUAGAAUAUAUCGAAUCAAAACUGGCCACCUAUCAUAGUGGACAACAAAGAAAGAGUAUCAUCGAGUGUAUGACGGACAAUGACAAGGAAAAUGACAAUGAUGAAAAGGAAUAUAAAUGGGUUUACUUUAGAUGGAUGAUAGAGUCUGGUAGAGUACAUAAUAUUCCAUCGAAAAGUGGAUGGGUUCAAGUCAUGAUAGAAGCUGCCGUAUUGGAACAACGAGAAACAGAAUUAAUGUUACUAUUGUCAGACCGUAGGGUGCAAGACAAUGUCGAUUGGGUGUUUACUUACUACCACGACCACGGCAACAAAGUUGCCAAUUCCAUUAUCCGAAGAGAAAUUAAAAAGGCCAACCCAACCACACAAUUUGUUACAUGUAUAGAUGAAGUGGACAAGGACAGUAACUAUUUCAACCAAGAAUACCAUCAACAAAAUAACGUGCAUAUUGAAAGAGUAAUCAAUCGUGCCAUCAAAGGUGGUCAUUUACCUUUUAUUAAAAAGAUAUAUGUUGGUAGUGACGUCGACAUGGAUAUCUACGUCAGACAACUCAAUUUUCUAGACAAGGCAGCUCAAUACAACCAAUUUAAAAUUUCAAAGUGGUUGAUCAAAAAGAUUAAAUCUGAUCCAUUGAAAGACAUGCUUCACAAAGUUAUAGCUAUUCAGACAGCACUAGAAACAGCAUUGUUUUGGGGACACUAUCAAAUCACAGAUCUAAUCCUAUCACAAGUGCCAAAAGAUUAUAUCUUUUCAUUUGAUUUGCUUCGAGUGGUAGCCAUCUCUGGAAACCUCGAGUUCUUUAGAGCAAUCACCAAGUUUGUCGAAAAAGAUUAUGGAAACGACCAAUUGCGCCAAACAUUAUCAUCGGCAGUACAAAGUGGAUCAAUUGAAUUGGUACAAUAUAUUAUCAAUGAUCUCUUGAAAUGGAAUAGUGUAUUGUUUCCAUUUCUUGCUUUUAGUCUUAUCCCCGAUGCCAUUCAAUAUGGUCACUUUGAUAUUGUCAAACUUUUUCUAGACUCUACUCGAUGCACCCCACAAGACUUGUCAGAGCUUGCAACAUAUGCUAUAAACUAUGGUCGGUAUCAAGUGCUAGACUAUCUUGUUCAAAAGUGUGGCUAUCAAUUAUCACACAAUGAAAUGCAAAGAAUUUUCAGUGGCCGUGAAAUAACAAUGCUCCAAUACCUCUUUAGUGAUCACUGUCGAUUAGAUAACUUUGAAAUGUUAAAACAUUAUCGGAUCACUUUUAAAAGUGGUCGUGCUUGGUUCAUCACAAAAAACAAUAAACAAUUAUUUUCCAUCUAA